Molecule: messenger RNA, 4782 nt
Organism: Ostrea edulis (European flat oyster)
Lineage: Eukaryota; Metazoa; Mollusca; Bivalvia; Ostreida; Ostreidae
Product: cleavage and polyadenylation specificity factor subunit 1-like
Exons: 37
Coding region: 208-4512 (1434 amino acids)
Cellular component (GO): mRNA cleavage and polyadenylation specificity factor complex; nucleus
Molecular function (GO): nucleic acid binding; protein binding
Source: RefSeq, a predicted model, not a curated record
UAUGGCGCUGGAGAAACUCGGCGUGCAGAGCAAGUUUAAAAUAUAUAAAGAAUUCCAUGUUGAAUUGGACAUUUGAUCACGUGCAACGGAACUUUCACUUAAAAAAAUUGAUGAUGAAAAAUCGGAAUAAAUUUUUUCUUUAAGUUUUAUUGGGUUUAACACAAUAUCAGCAUUUGCAGAACACUUUCUGUAACUGUAUAACAAAAGAUGUAUUCCAUUUAUAAACAAACCCACCCCCCAACUGGGAUAGAGCACUGCGUGUACUGUAAUUUUUUCAACACGUCUGAGCGGAAUCUAGUGAUUGCAGCAGUAAACAAGCUGUAUGUGUAUCGGUUAAAUCCAGACCCAGAGGAUGAAAGGAAUGAAAAAGAAGAACCUAGAAAGCAAGAUUACAAAGUGAAACAGAAAAUGGAGUGUCUGGCAAACUUCACUUUGUAUGGAAAUAUUAUGUCGAUGAAGUUUGUAAAACUGCCCGGUUCUCUCCGCGAUUCCCUGUUAUUAAGCUUCUCUGAGGCAAAGUUGUCAGUUGUUGAAUAUGAUCCAGGAACACAUGACCUACAGACAACCUCAUUACACUUCUUUGAAGAGUCAUCUAUGAAGAGCGGAUUUUACACAAACUAUAAUAUUCCUGAGGUUAGAGUGGACCCAGAUGGGAGAUGUGCAGCCAUGCAUGUCUACGGCAGUCACAUGGUUAUUCUACCCUUCAGGCGAGACGUCAUGGCAGAGGAGGGAGACAACUUGGCUGGGGCUAGCAAGUCUCCAAUCCUCUCCUCCUACAUCAUUGAUCUGAGGAAUUUUGAUGAGAAGAUUAUCAAUGUCAAAGACUUUCAGUUUCUCCAUGGUUACUACGAGCCAACUAUAUUUAUUUUGUUUGAACCACUCCAAACAUGGGCAGGGAGGACUGCUGUUCGAGCUGACACCUGCAGCAUUGUAGCCAUCUCCCUCAAUCUCCAAGAGAAGGUCCACCCUAUUAUCUGGUCCCUAGGUAGUCUCCCCUUCGACUGCUGCCAAGUCUUACCCGUGCCUAGACCCAUUGGUGGUGUGAUAAUCAUAGCUGUCAAUUCCCUUCUGUACUUGAACCAGAGUGUACCGCCAUAUGGAGUGUCACUGAAUAGUAUAUCUGCCCAGAGUACUCUGUUCCCACUGCGGGUACAGGAGGGGGUGAGGAUAGCCCUGGAUUGCUGUCAGGCCGCGUUUAUGUCUUACGACAAGAUAGUGCUUUCCCUCAAAGGAGGAGAAUUGUAUGUUUUGACUCUUGUGGUGGACGGGAUGAGAAGUGUGCGUAGCUUUAACUUCGACAAAUCAGCUGCCAGCGUACUCACAUCUUGUAUGUGCGUGUGUGAAGAUGGGUUCCUUUUUCUGGGGUCCAGGUUAGGAAAUUCUCUUCUGUUAAAAUACACAGAAAAAGCAUCAGAGAGCUUAGAAAAUGGAGACACAGAUGCAAAGAAAGAAGAGGAGCCAGUUGCAAAAAGAAAGAAAAUUGAAGGUUCAACUGAAAUUGCCUCUGACGUGUCUCAGAUCGAGAAUCUAUAUGAUCUGGAAGUGUACGGCAGUGCAGAGAACCCAACAAGUACCACCAUCACCAGCUACGUAUUUGAAGUGUGUGAUAACAUUUGGAACAUCGGCCCGUGUGGGAACAUCGUGAUGGGUGAGCCGGCUUUCUUGUCAGAAGAGUUCAGUAGUUGUAUAGACCCCGACAUUGAGUUGGUGAUGACAUCGGGCAAUGGAAAGAAUGGUGCCCUGUCUGUCGUUCAGCGCAGUAUUCGUCCGCAGAUUGUAACGACAUUCGAGUUACCAGGAUGCUUGGACAUGUGGACGGUCAAAUGUAUUAUACCUGGUGAAGUCAAGGAGGACAAAGAAUCUUCUGAGGAGGAGGAGGGAUCAGAGAGCAAUAUCAAGGGAGGCCACUCCUACCUCAUCCUCAGCCGCAGCGAUUCCAGCAUGAUUUUGGAGACUGGUCAGGAGAUGAACGAGUUAGACCACAGUGGCUUCAGCACACAGACUACCACUAUUUAUGCUGGUAAUAUUGGAGGGGAUCGAUACAUUUUACAGGUGUCUGACACAGGGCUCAGGCUGCUGGAGGGAGUGAGACAAAUUCAGCACAUUCCCCUGGACACCGGGUCUCCUAUUGUCCAGUGCUCAGUCGCGGAUCCCUACAUAGUGUUACUGACACAAGAGGGGCAAAUCUUAAUGUUCACUCUCAGGACGGAGUCCGUGGGGCUGGGAGUCCGUCUGGUGUUGGGGAGGCCAUCCAUUUCACAGCAUUCCAAGGUAGAAGUGAUUUGUGCUUACAAAGAUGUGAGUGGUUUAUUUACCUGUAUGAACAAGAUGGAUGACGUUCAGACCCCCACCGACCCUAAAGCCUUGAAGUCUGCGGCAGAAAGAUCAUUCAGCCUGGAUGCCAAAACAGCAGACGAAGAGGAUGAACUAUUGUAUGGGGAUAGUGACACUGCAGUAUUUCAGAGUUCUUUUAACAUGAGCCAAACAUCAGAAUUAGAAAGUCCUUCCAAAGACAAGAAAGGGGCAGAAUCUAAACCCACCUUCUGGGUUCUCUUGUGUCGAGAAAAUGGAGUGCUGGAGAUAUACAACUUACCUGAUUAUAAAAUGGUGUACUAUGUGAAAAAUUUCCCAAUGGGUCAGAAACUCCUUGUGGAUUCCGUCCAGAUCACGGAUAAAUUGAGCUCAGCUGGGGAGCGGCAGGAGAAGAUGAAUGCAGAAUGUCCAGCCCUGAAGGAAUUACUGAUGGUAGGACUGGGCUAUAAGGACUCCCGCCCACAUCUACUGGCCAGAGUUGAAGAUGACCUGUAUAUAUAUGAAGCCUUCAGCUAUCCCCAGUCCACGAUCGACAAUCACCUAAAGCUGAGAUUCAAAAAAAUCCAGCAUGAUCUCAUACUCCGCGAAAAACGCACAAAAAGUAGGAAGAAAGAUCCCGAGGAGUUCCAAAAGGAUGACAAAGUGGUGGGGAAGAUGCGGUAUUUCAAAGAUGUGGCGGGUUACAGUGGCGUGUUUAUCUGUGGGGCGUAUCCACAUUGGAUAUUUAUCACGUCCCGCGGAAGUUUACGGAUCCACCCCAUGGGGAUUGAUGGUCCAGUUUGGUGCUUCUCAGAAUUCCAUAAUGUCAACUGUCCACAUGGAUUCUUAUAUUUCAACAAGAUGGGAGAACUCAGGAUAAGUGUCUUACCCACUCAUUUGACCUAUGAUGCCCCCUGGCCAGUCCGUAAGGUCCCCCUUCGGUGCACCCCUCACUUUGUGGCUUAUCACUUCGAGAGUAAGAUCUACGCAGUAGUUACCAGCACACCAGAAAUCUGUAACAAACUUCCCAAGACAACCACAGAGGAGAGAGAGUGGGAUACUAUAGAAAAGGAUGAAAGAUUCAUUUACCCCACCACUCCCCGGUUUACCUUACAACUCUAUAGUCCCACCUCUUGGGAAGUUGUCCCCAAUACAAAAAUUGAGUGUGAGGAAUGGGAGCAUGUUGUGACGAUGAAAACCAUACGACUGAGAUCUGAAGAAACCUUGUCAGGGUUCAAGUCCUACAUUGUCAUGGGAACCAAUCUGUCAUUAGGAGAGGAGGUCACUUCCAGGGGCAGGGUAAUUAUCGCUGACAUCAUAGAAGUCGUGCCAGAGCCUGGUAUGCCUUUAACCAAAAACAAGAUAAAGACUGUGUAUGAAAAAGAACAGAAGGGCCCCGUGACAGCAAUAGCGGACAUCAAUGGCUUACUGAUAACAGCGAUAGGACAAAAGUUAUACAUAUGGCAGCUUAAAGACAAUGAUUUAAUGGGCGUGGCCUUCAUUGACACUCAUAUCUACAUCCACACCCUAGUCACCAUCAAACACAUCAUCCUGGCUGGGGACAUUCUCAAAAGUGUCUCUUUCUAUCAGUAUCAGGAGGAGCACAAAGUCCUCUCCAUCGUCAGUAGGGACGCUAAACCUCUGGAGGUCUAUACAGGAGACUUUUUGAUAGAUAGUACACAAUUGUGCUGCUUGGUGUCUGACAGAAUGAAGAACCUUGUAGUGUAUUCUUAUCAACCAGAAGCCAGAGAAAGUCAUGGUGGACAGAGACUGAUUCGCAAGGCCGACUUUAAUUCUGGUUCCCACAUUAACAGCAUGUUCCGUGUCCGAUGUAAACUCUAUGAUCCAUCGUCAGAUAAACGAAUGACGGGGGCCUCAGAGAAGAGACACAUCACUUAUUUUGCAACAUUGGAUGGCAGCUUAGGUUUUGUCUUACCACUUUCUGAAAAGGUGUACAGAAGACUGUUCAUGUUACAAAACGCUCUGGUGACCCACAUACCCCACGUGGCAGGCCUUAACCCUCGAUCUUACAGGCAUGUAACAAACAUAUUUCCUGAACUGAGAAAUACUCAGAAAAAUAUUCUGGAUGGGGAGCUAUUAUGGAAAUAUACUAACCUAAGUAUCAUGGAGAAAAUUGAGAUAGCCAAGCGGCUGGGGACAUCAAAUGACCAGAUCAUGGAUGAUUUGAUGGAAAUAGACCGACUUACUGCCCAUUUCUGAACAACCUGGGACACGUAAUGGACGUUCACUGGCAUGUUGUAUGCAACUGUGUAUUGAUACAAGGUUCACUGAAUAAGACAGUGAAAAAAAGCAGUCCUCAUCUUCACUUCUGAUAGCCUCGCUCCAUUGGAUGAUUGACUGUUCAUACAGAAAUAAUUUCAACAAUGUGGUUUUUUUCUUCCAUUUAUUCAUUUCAUGACAGAAUCAGACUUAGUCACUGUUCAGGAAUCACUGUGACUUUGUUAAAGAAUAAAAACGAUAUCAACGACA